ACCAACCGAGGAGGGAAGACAGGCUGAAUUGACUUCUCUGCAACCUUCUGUGGAUUUUUUAAAUCAGUGCAACUUUGUUUUUGUCAGUUAAGGAGCUAUCAAAUCCCGAUUUUAAUCUACCGAGUUUCCACCUGCUGAAAGUAAGAAUUUAGAUUUGUUUUUGUGGUUUUUCAAACAGGAGCGACCAUGUGGUUGGUGGAUGUAUGAUUUUAUGAUUUUUCACUGCGGAUUCUGUUUAUUAUGGUUUCACUAUAAACUAAGUUUGGUCUUUUUUUAUCGCUCUGUGGAAGUCUAGAAAAAUGUCCGCAACCACUUGAAUUAACGAGUUGUUGAAAUAAGUUUGAUUAUUUUACCGUCGACUUCAAACGCUCAGUCAGUAAUUUAGGAGAUUUUGUUUUUCCUUUAAUAACGUGGAAUUUGCCUAUCCAGUAGUCGGGAUGCUGACUUUAGUAGUAGGACUUUUGUACCUGGUCAGUGGACGCAUGGUGCGAAGCCAGGAUGCUACAGGUAGCCGCUUCGUUUGUAACGCGAUUCCCCCGGGCGCAGAGCCGGGCUGCGGAUAUGGACCCACGGGGAACCGUGUUCAGAGCAGCAGCCCCGUGGAGGACGAGCUGCGGAACACGAUCAUCCAGCUCCGGGAGACCAUCCUGCAGCAGAAGGAGACCAUCGUAAGCCAGCAGGGGACCAUUAAGGAGCUGAACUCCAAGCUGGCGCGCUGCGAGGCGGCAGCCGACGAGUCGCCGCAGGGCAAGUCCCGGGGUCAGGGCUCUAGACGGAAGGAGUACGGGAAGAACACCAUGGGGGACCUGCCCCGGGACCCCGGUGAGACCAUAGACCAGCUGGGCAAGACCAUGCAGAGUCUCAAGGGUCGGCUGGAGAACUUGGAGCAGCAGAGUUUGCGUCUCCCCAGCACGAAUGUGUCAGCAGGAGGUGUCUCGGCCCUGGCACCCCUGCCACCAGAGCUGCGGGAGCUGUUGCGGCAGCGUCUGGGAGAGCUGGAGACCCAGCUCCUCCGGAAGGUGGCCGAGCUGGAGGAGGAGAAGAGCCAGCUCUACAAUGAAACAGCGGCCCACCGCCAACGCACCGAGAGCGCUCUCAAUUCCCUCCUGGAGAGGAUCACCGAGCUUGAGAAAAGUAACAAUGCCUUCAAGUCACCUGAGGAUUUCAAGGUGUCCCUCCCUCUUCGCACUAACUACCUUUAUGGACGCAUCAAGAAGAGCCUCCCAGAGAUGUACGCCUUCACCGUAUGCAUGUGGCUCAAAUCCAGCGCCAGCCCCGGCAUCGGAACCCCGUUCUCUUACGGCGUGCCAGGCCAGGCCAACGAGAUAGUCCUCAUCGAGUGGGGGAACAACCCCAUCGAGCUGCUAGUUAACGAUAAGGUGGCCCAGCUCCCUCUGUCAGUGAGCGACGGGCGCUGGCACCACAUCUGCAUCACCUGGACGACUAGAGACGGUUUCUGGGAGGCUUACCAAGAUGGCGAGCGCCUAGGCACUGGGGACAACCUGGCCCCCUGGCACCCAAUUAAACCUGGAGGGGUGAUCAUCCUGGGCCAGGAGCAGGACAUAGUCGGAGGUCGUUUUGAUGCCACCCAGGCCUUUGUGGGCGAGCUGAGCCAGUUCAACAUGUGGGACCGAGUACUGCGACCCGUGGACAUCAUGGGUCUGGCCAACUGCUCAGCCUACAUGCCGGGCAACGUGGUCCCUUGGAUUGAUGCGAACGUGGAAGUGUUUGGUGGUGCGAGCAAAGCUGCUCUGGAGAUCUGUGAAGAUCGUGCUUUUGAUUCCUAAAGGAUCUGAUGUGAGGAAAUUCAGUAUCGCCGCAGGGAUCCAGAAGCCAAGUAUUCUAACUGUUUGUUGCUUCAGUCAAAUCCCAAAGAAAAGGGUACCAGUGCAACAUUUUUACAUAUUUAUAUGGUAUGACUGCGCAGUCUCAAAGACUCAACACCUGUUGAUGUGUCCAUUCAAUUUGAACCGAGAGGACAUUACGGGAGACUUCAAAUUAGUGUUCUCAUCUGAAGAAGAUAUGCUGUUGCAUCAGUCCACUGUAAUGAUAUGACCUACUGUCACUCUGUGCUUUCUCUUCAGUAGAUCAGCUUUCAUUUGACUCCUCUUUGAAAACAGCUCUUUUCGGUUGCAUUCCUUACACUGACAAUGCUGCACUGUAUUCGUAGUGAAUGUGAGCUCAAACAGGCUUUGAUGUGCCGUGGAACACUAUUCCUGAGUAACAUGAUAGAGUACUACAUGCUGCGAGCUUCCUCGCUGUUUGAAGAGCGAUGAGGCGCCGAACCAGAAAGCGCAGUGAAAUGAGGUGGAUGCUCAUGAGUUCAAAGUGGACGAGAACAACCCUGUUGAUUAUUUUGGAAACGUGGCAGAGUGUCUACAUAUUAUGCAUGGGCCCCAGCAAGAUUGGAAGUCAGUUCAGAAGCGACAGUGCAUGCUUUCUGUCAAUACACAGCGCGUGUGUGCCCAGUGCGUCCAAACAAGCCGACGCAGAUACUGACAGCGUUACGUAAGAGUGUGUGUGUAUGUUCCUGCGCGUAUGGCUUGUCUUGCGUGUAAAAUGACCAGAGAUUAUGGGGGAGGGAGGACAUUUUCAUUCUUGUAAAUCUAUGCUUAAUACCUCUCUGCCCCUUGAGCAGCUGCCAUAUCCCAAACAGCUUUAUGGAUGGGCUGGCUCUGCUCAGGUUAAUAGCGAUGUCGGACAGCUGCCCAGGACUGGCGUAUCGACAGAGCUGUGGACGCCUGCCGAGUGCCCAGCGAGGGCAGGGGCCAGGCUUGACCCUCAAGGACGAUCCUUAAUUCCUCAUCUGGGUAGUAAUUAUCUGUGUUCAUGAAUGAGUGAGGCGGGGAGCAGCCACCAGUCCGCUGGUGUUUCUCAAAGCUAAGUGCGCCACAAUCGAUAAAAUCUUAAGUUGUAAAGGGGAUGUCAAACGAAAACAGCACUCUGCAGACAUUAUGAAUGUCUUAAUUGCCUCUCACCGAACAAGAAGACUUGUUUUGAUCCUCUGAUAUGAUAUAUUUUUAAAAGAAUGUAGGGAAUCAAUGGAUUUUGGCACCACUUAGUGAAUAAAAUUGACGCUUUUUGCAGCUUGAUUUAUCUUAGUCCUUAACGUCGUGGUGGACAUCUGUUUCGCUGUUCGUCAAUAAAAUAUUGAUAGGAAGCCUGGCGCUGGAGGCCCAUAAGGAGACAAUGAAAAAGAGGCAACAAAGACAUAAACUUUGGUAACUUUUUUCCUCCUUGUGGAAUUUUCCUCGCUGAGUACAAAACACACGAGCACAAAAGCCAUUAAAAAGCUUCUGUCAAUGUUAGAAAAAAGCAGUCGAAUAUAGAGAAAUUUUGCAGAUACGAUGCAGUUGGUUACAGGACAGCGCAGAAUGUUCUAAAACUGAGGGUGCACUUGUUGGAUAUAUCGCCAACAUGCUGUGAUUGUUCCUCUUUUGAGUGUCUUUGUUAACAAUGUUUCAGUGUAAAAUCAAGAGACGUCUUUCCUGUAGAAAGUGUAUUUUUCUUGCUUUUUCUGCUCAUGAUUUUUGUCCAUUAGCAGCACAUUAUGUAACAAAAAAAUCCAAAAAAUGUUGAACAGAAAUGCUUUGUUUAUAUGGUGAAUGGCCUUUAUUUGUGAGAACCAUACGUGCUUUCACUUGUGGAUGAUUCAAAGUUUCAGUAGCAGCUCAGACAAUGAGGGACACAAGACAAAGAAAAAAAUGUGUUUGCUGUCAUUGUUUUAAAGUCACCUUCAUGUGCGGUACCUGUUUGAGUUUUGCACCCUUCUGACAUGUGGUUGAAUGUCCUUUUGCACCCAAUAAAAGAGUGAACAAAUUCCAGAGGCGUGGCAAUUAAAGCAGAGACUCAAUAAGGUGACGGAAUAGCUGAGCAGCUGUUUGAACAGUUGAAGCAUGUUUGAUUAAAAUAUCAUUGCACUGCAUUAGUGAUGAAGUCAGAGUGGAGUGUACCUCUGCCAAGGUCAUGGAUGUUUCUUAAUAAUUAAUCUCUGAUGGAGAUGAACACAUCCCACUGUUUUUGACAUUUCUGGUCGCACUAAA
This is a messenger RNA of Epinephelus moara (kelp grouper), 4043 nucleotides long. It is a transcript of the gene nptx2a, whose product is annotated as neuronal pentraxin 2a. The transcript has 5 exons. The record is from RefSeq and is a predicted model, not a curated record. The coding region runs from base 438 to 1787 and encodes 449 amino acids. NCBI's taxonomy places the organism in Eukaryota, Metazoa, Chordata, Actinopteri, Perciformes, Serranidae.